AUGAGACGCGGAAACAGCAGGACGGCGGUGGCGGUGGCGGGGGCGAUGGUGGUGAUAUUUGAUGGUAGUGAAUAUGGUGGUGGUGGUAGUAUGGUAGUGGUGGUGGGGGGUAGUAUGGGGGUGGAUGAGUUGCCAGUAACCAAAGCAGAAGGAGUGGUGUAUGUAGGGAGAGGGAGAGUAGAAACACCACCGUCUUUAAUGGACAUUAUGGGAACGACAGCUUGUGGUGACUCAGGUGGUUGUGGUGUUUUUGGUGACUGUUGUGGCUGUGGUGACUAUGGUGGUUGUGGUGUUGGUGACGGUUGUGGCUGUGGUGACUAUGGUGGUUGUGGUGCUUUGGUGACUGUGGUGGCUGUGGUGCUUGUAAUGACAGUGAGGGAGUGUAUUUCAAUUCAUAUUGGCCAAGCUGGCGUACAAACCGGUAAUUCCACGUGGGAACUCUUCUGUUUGGAGCACGGCAUUCAACCCGAUGGAUUCAUUAGUCCCACUAAAAAAGCCACCGAAAAAGACUGUCGAGAUGACGUCUUCAAUGUCUUCUAUAAAGAAACGGCCGCGGGAAAACAAGUUCCCCGAGCAUUGAUGGUUGAUCUGGAACCAUCUGUGUCCAGUGGCGUAGUAGAGCCCUAUAAUACAGUAUUAACAACUCACUGCACGAUGGACAACACAGACUGCACAUUUAUGGUGGACAACGAAGCCAUAUACGAUUUGUGUGUGCAAAAAUUGAAUAUAGGGGCUCCCACGUACUUGAACCUUAAUCGCAUCAUUGGCCAGGUUGUAUCAUCAAUAACGGCGUCAUUGCGUUUUGAUGGAACUCUGAACGUCGACUUGACAGAUUUCCAAACAAACUUGGUGCCGUACCCCAGAAUCCAUUUCCCCUUGGCAACGUAUGCACCGAUCGUCUCCGUGGAGAAAGCGAACCACGAGCAAAUGUCCGUGGCAGACAUUACGGCCGCCUGCUUUGAGCCCGUCCAUCACUUGGUCAAGUGCGACGCCCGCCUUGGCAAGUACAUGGCGUGCUGCCUGCUCUACAGAGGCAACGUGGUGCCCAAGGACAUCAAUGCAGCGAUAGCCACCAUCAAAAAGAAGAAGUGCAUCAACUUUGUCGACUGGUGCCCCACUGGCUUUAAGGUUUAUAGGUCUAGUGACCUAAGAGGUGGAGCAAGAGAAUACUGCCGAGGCAUGACAGAGAAGGAGAAGGAUUUUUGUCGCCGAAUUUUAUUUUAG
This is a messenger RNA of Gryllus bimaculatus (two-spotted cricket), 1224 nucleotides long. Lineage: Eukaryota; Metazoa; Arthropoda; Insecta; Orthoptera; Gryllidae. The record is from the annotation of a GenBank genome assembly.